ACCCGAUGUCCACUUCUCGGUUCGUCAUCGGCAUUGUGGUUAACAUUGUUGGUGCUAUUACCACUAAUUUCGGUACUGUUCUCAUGAAGUACCAUACAGCCGUGAAGCACGGCAAAGGGCACUCCCUCAUAAUAGGGCUGAUCCUCUUUUGCAUAGGCUCCGUUCUGACCUUCGGGUCCUUUGCAUUUGCCCCUCAGUCCUUGUUGAGUGGUAUUUCUGCGAUUCAGUUCGUGUCCAAUCUCUUCUUCGUGCACUACUUCCUCCAAGAACCCUUCACCGUCUUCAACGUUUGCGGUACAGUGGUUAUCAUUGGAGCAAUAGUCAUGCUGGUGGUAUCCUCGACCAAGUCUGAGGCCAUCAACAACGUUGACCAAAUGUUCAACGAUUUCUACUUUUCGGCGACUCACGGCUACUUUGUGCUGGGAUUGUUGCUGCUUAUAUGCUUCAUUGCUUUUGCCUUUUGGAUGAGGACUGGUGCUCCCAUUCUGUGGUUUACUCGUUCCAAAUGGCCCAAGAGGAUACAGUGGGAGCUCUCCUUGCCAAGAUCCCACAAUAGAGUUACCCGCUUCCUAGUCCCCAGCGGGUACACCUUUUGUGUAGCAGCAGUAGGGGCCCAGUCCGUGGUGUCGGGCAAAGUGCUAUCACUCAUAGUGACCCAGGCUUUCGGUGGCCAAGUUUCACAGCUGUACCAGGGUAGAACAUUCCUAGUGCUCUUCGCAUGGCUUUUCGCGGCUGUUUUCUGGGUAAUUCAUCUCAACCGAGCGCUGAGAAUAUUCCCGGGAGCAUUCCUGGUACCACUAACACAAGUUUGUUGGACCCUCUCUACCAUGUUAUCUGGCGGUAUUGUAUUCAAAGAAUUUGUGGCUAUGCAAUCGUGGCAGUUGGGUGUAUUCUUCAGCGGUACUGGAGUCCUCUUCUUUGGAGUGUUCCUCCUUAGUCCGAGGACCAGUGAGGAUGAUCAGGAGGCAGCUGCAAGACGACGAAGCUCUAUUGUUAGUAGUCAGAAUCUAGUCACUCGCAGUGAGGCAGGUCUCAGUACAGUGAGUAUUCCCGGCACUCCUGUUAGUGGCAACAACCUAAGCCUCCCUCAACACGGAGGCAACCUGUCUCCUGUCCCGCGGCACCCUGUGCUCCCCCCGAAGCGAGUCGGUAGGAUGGGUUCUGACGCUACUGUUGCCGCUGAUGGCGAGUUUACUUAUCAUACUUCGAGUCUAUCCCCACCAGCGAGACGUAGGACUUCCACUAUACGGUCCAAGUCGAUCUCAGAAGGCUGCGGUCCGACUUUAGUAACGUAUGAUAAUGAUGACCCAGCCGCCCCACCACCUCCACCUUCACUAAGUGGCUCGAGGAGUCCUGGUGGGACCAGCGUCACGAGGCAGCGUACUCUCACCAGAAUUAUGUCGGCAAUGACUGUUGAUGCUGCAGCGGAAAUUCGUCGGGAGGAAGGAGCUGAUCUCGGCGGGUUCGUCAUAGAGCCCAGGAAGGAACAUCAUCACCAUCACUAUCACAAGGGGGAGUCGACCCGCUCGAUCGAAGAGAGCGGUCGGGAAGAGUCGGCAGCAGCUGAGCCGGCUAAUGAUGCUGAGCUCGAAAGAAGACGUUCUUUCCGACUGACGUCGGUCUCGGUGAGGACAAGUCCUAGUGACUUGGAUCACACUUUCCCCGACCCACCUUACUUGAGACUGAGCAAGUGGUGGACUCGCAAGAAAAGGCAGAGAGCUGAGAAGAGGCGGUUGGAGAGGAGGACUCGGCAGAGAGAAAGUCGAAAUGGUGACAAUAAAGCGUCACGAUCGACUGAUACUCCCCGCGAUUCUGGUGACCAAGGAGAUGACUUCACGUCUGUUAUCAGUGAGAGCAACAACGACUUGGAAACUGGUCUCAGAGGAGGAGGACGUUAAAAGUCUUAUAUAGUCGAGGACUGGUGCUCAAGCUCUCGAGGACAUCUCAAAGAAGCUCAGCCCCCGGGUACCACCUUCUGAUACACCAAUUGAGUCGAUGAUCUUCACUUCGUCUGUUGCAGGUCGAUGUUGAGCCCAUUCCAGCUUCGCAGAUUAGUGUUAAUAUAUAAUCAUAACCCCCUGCUUAUGGUACUCCGCCUCCCCUGUGUUUCUACAUCAUAUGGUAGCGUUUGUAUCAUCGACUCAGCAGUUGUACACCAUGAGAAGUGGUUCAAGCAAAUGUAGUUAUCAUCCAUUAUAGUGUGUUGGACCACCUCGCGUCCAUUGUAUACUCGUUAUCUACUUCUAGUGCUGCUACUUGGCGUUGUUGUCGGUAAUGUGUUAUGACUUUUUGUGGGAAUGAUGAGUGAAACUGUUUUGGUCGGAGUGAUGGUCACGGCUCUAUUGUUGGGUGAAGAAGGGCAGCAGCACCACCGUUUAUUGUUACAUAAUUAU
Messenger RNA from Perkinsus marinus ATCC 50983, 2393 nucleotides. RefSeq lists its product as hypothetical. Lineage: Eukaryota; Perkinsozoa; Perkinsida; Perkinsidae. Gene Ontology annotation, molecular function: magnesium ion transmembrane transporter activity. The record is from RefSeq and is a predicted model, not a curated record. The transcript has a single exon. Bases 6 to 1898 code for a protein of 630 amino acids. Gene Ontology annotation, biological process: magnesium ion transport. Gene Ontology annotation, cellular component: membrane.